AGACACAGCCACAGUUUCUUUGCCUUUAAUUCCCUCCCCUUUUGUCUAACAGGAAGCCGCGCCAGCCAAUAGGAAAGAGCCGCAUUCACUUCCCGUAUCACGUGGUUUCCGGCUACCUGCUCGGCGGCUACCAGGACAGCGGCUACAUCGUUAUGCUAACAAGAAACAAGAUGCAUACUCCCAUAUUGGAACCAUCUUUGUAUACUGUAAAGGCCAUUCUCAUUCUGGACAAUGACGGAGAAAGACUUUAUGCCAAGUAUUAUGAUGACACAUACCCCACAGUGAAGGAACAGACAGCAUUUGAGAAGAACAUAUUCAACAAAACCCACCGGACUGACAGUGAGAUAGCGUUACUGGAAGGCCUGACUGUUGUUUACAAGAGCAAUAUAGACCUUUUCUUUUAUGUGAUUGGAAGUUCACAUGAAAAUGAGCUUAUGCUUAUGGCCGUUCUCAACUGCCUUUUUGACUCCCUGAGUCAGAUGCUGAGAAAGAAUGUUGAACGUAGAGCUUUGUUGGAGAACAUGGAAGGGCUCUUUCUCGCUGUGGAUGAAAUCGUAGAUGGAGGGGUGAUCCUAGAGAGUGACCCCCAGCAAGUUGUACAUCGUGUGGCCCUCAGAGCAGAUGAUGUGCCUUUGACUGAGCAGACUGUCACACAGGUUCUUCAGUCUGCCAAGGAGCAGAUCAAGUGGUCGCUUCUCCGAUAGUCUGCCCCGGAAGAGCCGCUGUACAGCACUGAUCCAGAUCUUCCUUUUGCUGUCAAUCACAGCUGACAGAUUCAGCGUCAUUGCUCCUUUCCUUCCGUUUCCUUCCAUUUCCCAACCUUUUAGUGCAGUCUCGCACUCGUGUGACAUUCAGAUCAGCAGGGGGUAAAAUAAGGUCUACUGUACAUUCCAGCGCUCACGUUGGUGUUUCAUGUGUCUCUUCACGACACCUCGUAAACCUCGUGACGGCAUUCCAUGCUUUUUUUUUUCUCUCAUGCAGCAUCGUCUUGCCAUUAUGAUUUUGUUAUGAUUUUGCAUUCAUGAUCCUAACGUGUACUUCGAUGUUAACCAAGGUUUAUUUUGCCUUGCCUUUUUCCCCAACGUCAGACGAUUUUAAUAAAUUUGUUGAUGUGGUGUAACAAUUUG
Messenger RNA from Doryrhamphus excisus (bluestripe pipefish), 1127 nucleotides. Lineage: Eukaryota; Metazoa; Chordata; Actinopteri; Syngnathiformes; Syngnathidae. The record is from RefSeq and is a predicted model, not a curated record.